CUCUCCUCCUCCUCCUCCCGUUUUGCCAUCACUACGCUGGUAGGAUCCAUAAUGGUACAGGCAUCAUCCUGCAGCACAAUGGUGAGCGCGCAGUGAUUCAGCAUCGCAAACUCAGGCUUUAAUCCAGCGUUAGACUUUCUUUUCAUCUGUUUGAUACAGUGGUUUUUAAAAGAUUCGCCUGCCGGGAUGUUUUGAACAGGACUGGACUGUCACCGGACCGGGAUCAUCGGACGGGCAGCUGGCACGGAAUGGUAUUUAUGAACAGACGUUUCUUAUAUAACUGCAGUGCUCCAGUCCUGGAUGUGAAGAUUGCCUUUUGUCAGGGUUUUGGCAAACAAGUUGAUGUUUCUUACAUUGCCCAGCAUUACAACAUGAGCAAAAGCAAAGUGGACAACCAGUUCUACAGUGUGGAAGUAGGAGAUUCCACCUUCACGGUUCUCAAACGGUACCAAAAUCUAAAGCCCAUUGGUUCUGGGGCUCAGGGAAUAGUGUGUGCUGGAUAUGAUGCCGUCCUGGACAGAAAUGUGGCCAUUAAGAAACUCAGCAGACCCUUCCAGAACCAGACUCAUGCUAAGAGAGCGUAUCGAGAGCUGGUGCUUAUGAAGUGUGUCAACCACAAAAACAUCAUCAGCUUAUUAAACGUCUUCACACCACAGAAGUCUUUAGAGGAAUUCCAAGACGUUUACCUGGUCAUGGAGCUGAUGGAUGCAAACCUCUGCCAGGUCAUUCAGAUGGAGCUGGACCAUGAGAGAAUGUCCUACCUUCUCUACCAGAUGCUGUGUGGAAUCAAACACCUGCAUUCAGCUGGCAUUAUCCACAGGGAUUUGAAACCUAGCAAUAUUGUGGUGAAAUCCGACUGCACGCUGAAGAUUUUGGAUUUCGGCUUGGCAAGAACUGCUGGAACUAGUUUUAUGAUGACCCCCUAUGUGGUGACGCGGUACUACAGGGCCCCGGAGGUCAUUCUGGGCAUGGGCUACAAGGAGAACGUGGAUAUUUGGUCAGUUGGUUGCAUCAUGGGAGAAAUGGUGCGCCACAAAAUCCUAUUCCCCGGCAGGGACUACAUCGACCAAUGGAAUAAGGUUAUAGAGCAGCUGGGCACGCCCUCUCCUGAGUUUAUGAAGAAGCUGCAGCCGACGGUGCGCAACUAUGUGGAGAACAGGCCAAAAUACGCCGGUCUGACCUUUCCCAAACUCUUUCCUGACUGCCUGUUCCCUGCAGACUCUGAGCACAACAAACUCAAAGCGAGUCAGGCACGAGACUUGCUGUCAAAGAUGCUGAUCAUUGAUCCAGCGAAGCGAAUAUCAGUGGACGAGGCGCUUCAACACCCCUACAUCAACGUGUGGUACGACCCGGCUGAGGUGGAGGCGGCCAGGAAUCAGCAGAUAUCGAUGCCUCCUCCACAGAUCUAUGAUAAACAGCUAGAUGAGAGGGAACACUCUAUUGAUGAAUGGAAAGAGCUCAUCUAUAAAGAGGUGAUGAACUUCGAGGAGAGAACAAAGAAUGGUGUGGUGAAGGGACAGCCCUCUCCCUCAGGUACUCUCUGUGCAUAAGCUAUGCUUCUGUGCAGCCGUGAACAGCAGCGAGAGCCUCCCCCCGUCCUCCUCCGUUAACGACAUCUCCUCCAUGUCCACCGACCAGACCCUGGCCUCCGACACCGACAGCAGCCUGGAGACCUCGGCCGGCCCGCUGGGGUGCUGCAGGUGACUAACCGCCUGCCUGCGCAACCCCAUGUUCUUCAGAAGGUGAACGGCUGAAAACAAGUCCACACAAAACCUCCAGAUGAAAACAAUAUAUGCGUCAAAAAAAUAAUAAUGUUUGCAUUUUCAUUCAAAGAAAUGUCUGAAUAUGUAUAUUUAUGACUCUCCACUAGUUGCUUUGCAUCCCCUCAUAUCUCUGCUGAAAAAAAAGAACAAAAAUAAAUUAUAAUGGUUUUCUAGUGGGUAUAAUGGAAAUUAUAUUGGUUUUAAUGGAAAUUGUGGGUCCUUUUUUGUUUGCUUUCUAUUGGUGACAUGCUAAAAACCAAUAAAUCCUAAUGGGAUGUGUUCCAAAACACUAAAAACAUUUAAAAAUGUGGUUUUAAUGGUUACAAUUUGAUGGCUUGUAAUUGCUUUAAUGGUGUCUAUAGGCUACUGGAAACCAUUGAAAUUUUCUGUGAAGUUUUCCAUUUCUUUUCUUCAGCAGGGACGGCAUCCAAAACAGAUCAACUUUAAGAUGAAAAAAGGAAUAAUCUGUAAAAUGUACAUUGACUGGCUGAUAUCUAAUACCUUGCAGUUUUCUGUGCUUCACUCGAUGUGGCAGGGUGGGCUUUAAUUUUAACGAGCACUGUACAAUAUUCAAUCACCCCCUUGUCUUUUGCCAUGAUGUGCUGGUUUUGGGUGGCUGGUGUGUUCCUCGUAGGGUAGAAUAACAUGUACAAUGGCGCCCCCUAUCUUUUGUAUAUAUGUAAUUGUGUACAGCUGUGAGUGGGACUGACGGCCAGUAGAGGGAGUAUUUGCACACCUUGCCACAUCACACACCCGUUCCCCUUUUGCCUGUAGUCUUGCAUGGUCAGAGAAAAAAAAAAGUAAUUAAGCUAAUUAUAACAUAUAUGUUAUUCGUAUAUAUACGAAUAUAAAGAACCGUGUUUAUAUAACAUUUAAAGGUGACAGGAAGUAAGGCUGCUUUACAGGAAGCCAUUGGGGUGUACAAGCACUGUCGCUGUCAUUCUCUGACUUCUGCCUUCGUGUUUGUGAAACUCACCCUCUUUUCUGCAGCCUUGCAUGCUGUGAUUCACACUUGAAAGGUGUGUGACGAACGCAAGUCGAGAGCAUGCGCCUCAUUUUCACUUUUUUUGUUCCUCGUUUGCAUCCACGCAAACUAAAUCUCAUCUCAAAACUCAUGUUUUUGUGUUGGGAAUCGACAUGCUUACUACCUAAAUUUCCACAGCAGGAGUUUAUUUAUUAAUCCUCUUUAUUGUCGGAUUUGGGAAGUGCCUUUGAAAUAAUGCAGUUUCCUCUUAGAAAGCAUGAAUACAGUGAAUGUGACGGGUAUGGCAAGCUGUUUUUACAUUUAAACUAUUAACUGUACUGGAAAAAAAUUUCCCCGUUGUACACCAGUCCCUUUUUAGAUACUAGUAUCCAUUAAUUAGUUGUUAUUCUUCAGCUAAUAGAGCUUAUUAUUUUAUUAAAAAGAUACUUCUUCAAUAGAUGUUUGUUUUAAAGUCCUGGUGAAAUCGAAAUUUACAAUGUUGCUUUUGCUAGCGCACGUUGUUAUUCUUUAGGUGAAAAAAAAUGUUUUGUAAACUUCAAUCAAAGUCUGACCAUUUGCUUCAGCAUUUGAAGUGGCGCUCCUUGGCCUCGAUUUUAAUGAUCUAGGCGCAAAGUCUAAAGCGCAUGGUUCAAAAGCAUUAAGGACUUUUCCGAAUCCACUUUUGCCAUUUUAAAGACAGAAAACUGAAUGUUUUAUAGUGAGAAAACAGUUAAACAGACCAUUUGCAUUGUGACGAUAAAGAAUGAGCCUCCUCCAUUCGGCCUCUUUACUUCUUCUUUACUCCUUUUCUUACCUUUUAAGCACUGCACUGAAGACAUUCAUUAGCAUACAUAUUUAAUUUAAUUUGUUAAGCGCAAAGAUUUGUUUCAAAACUAUUUCUAAAUUCAGUUCUUAUUUCCAGCAAAUGAAUAAAUGAACAAUAACAUCGAAGUAGGGUCAAAGAAAAAUGAGUUAUAUCCAACCAGUUUCAGCUGGUCUAUUGCGCAGUCUAUUUUAAUUCCUCAAAAUAGCAACGCACCAACAAUGCGCCUCAACACACCUCCUUUCUAAACUGACACACUCAUGAGUCCACAAAGUGGCACAAAUGGAUUUGCUAUUUAACAACGUGGUGCAAAAUGUGAAAAUUACAGUUUCGUUGGUCUGAGAAUAGCAACACAUCACACCAAACACGUCUUGCGCCUUAUUGCACCCUUGUCUGAUAAUGUUAGUUUGAUGACUUCCACCACAAUAUUCUUAACCACGCCCCUCUUACUGUUAGUUUACUAUUAGGGAAUGAUGUGCAAAACAAAUCCCCAACCCCACUCAAUAUUCCGUUUAAAGUCAGAAGUACAUGAACAUACUGAAAUAAAAGUCUCAGCAACUUCCGGUUCAUGUGGACUCACUGGUUGUUAUUUAAUUGAUGCUAAUAGAGUGAAGGAACUAUGACAUCACUUUGUAGGCCAAUUGGCUGUUAGCAUUACACUGGUUUUCUUAAUAAAACCCCCUAUAGAACUUUCCCACAGGCUUUUUGAAGCAUAGUUCAUUAUACUUGCACGUGUUGUCCAUCAAGAUAACCUUUACAACAUAAUAUAAAAUUGAUGACUUUUGAAAUUAAAAAUCUAAGCGCAAGCACUAAAAAGCUAACCUUAGGCUUUAAACGAACUACACAAAGGUAACUAGCCUUCUACGUUACCACUAAAAUAUUUCCGAUAGCUUGUCAAGUUCAUUUUUGGAUGAAUAUUAAUCCACACUAUAUUUUAUAUAUGAAAUUGCCGAGUUUAGCAGCUUAGCAACUUAUUAGAAACAGUGUAAAGGAAACUAAAAGCUUUAAAAGUAAUGAGGAGGUGUAACUUGUGUUUAAUGUAGUAGAAUAAAACAUGAAAGUAUCUUGAGUUUGAGUUUACCACUGACCUUAUUUCAUUUAACCAAAAAGUCAGUUUAAUUCCAUCUCUUCAAAGUAAAUUUGUAAGUGCUAAUUUGCCCAAACGUGUCCAAGUUUUUGCAUACAAAUAGUUCCUUCACUCUAUAGGCACAUAUUACUUUUUAUUAGACACUUUUACAAAUUAUAUGUAUGCUAGUUCUUAUUUAUUACAUAGUAGUAUUAUUCACUACAUUGCAGUAAUUUAUUAAACACUAGUAAUUAUUUCUUAGGUUCUCUUGCCUAUAGGAUUCCUAGCAGCCUACAUAUAUUUUUACAUACUAAGCUGGGCUAUAUACAGUAUGCACAGCUAGGUCAUUUCAGCCAACAAUAAAAAUCCAGCGAAAGGUUAAUAGGAGUAUUUCAACUUCAUAAGCUUCCUUUUACGUCAUCAAUGUUGUAAAAUAAUUAAAUACAAUCAGUUAAAUAGACUUAAGCAUUCAUUUAGCUUAAAAUAAGAAUAAAGUCCAUGUAAAUGCUAGCGCCGUCAGUAGCAGCAGGCUAGUGCAGAAACUCUAUUGAAAAUACUGGGGUACAAUAAACUUUCAUAUUUCAAAGACAAGGCAGGGAAAAUGGAGUUUAAUGCAGUGCUUCUUGUACACUGAAACCCACGUUAUAUCAUAAAUUUAUCAGACAGUGAAGAUCAUUUAUUUUUAAAGAAAUCAGAUUUUGUAAUGGGAAGACCACAAUCAUAUGGGCUGGCUGACUGAAAAUUAAAAGUCUGUGUGCAUAUACCCCAUUCUCUAGCAUAAACACUAGUACCUAAAGAAUAAGCACUAGUAUUGAAUGAAUAAACACUAGUAAUUAAUGGAAAAGAUUCUGCUAGUAUAAAAACUACUGGCAUGAAAACCAAUUCUAGGAUGGUUUGUACUGUAGGUUAAAUGUUAAAGCAGCUUGCCAGAGGUGAUCCAGGUGGUGUCGGAUGUGUCAGGUCUGUUUAUCAAGUCCCAUAAUUUCCUCUUCAUAUAGAUUUCCUAUAGUGUAGAGAUCCAAGUGUCUGAUUUAAUGUCACUUUAUGUGUAAAGAGGCACCUGGGGUAAUAUUUCUACACUCAUCUGAUCUGAGUCUUACAGUGGCUUCAAAUAGUAUUUGGAUAUUUAUGUCACAAUUAAAAAGGUCAAGACAUUAAAUAAAAUUAAAAAAAACGACAAAACAACCACAAAGUGUCCAUAUACAUUUAUUUUAAGCUAUUUAUUUAGCAUCUUUAAACUGUUUCUCAAUUUGUUAUAUUGAUUCACAUACGUUUUUUAAAUGUGUCUAAAGUGUCCAAACACAUAUUGUGGUCACUGUUUGUUGCAAUGUAACCCCCCUUUACAUUUUGAAAAAGUCAAAUAAUGUAGUUUCAACUUUCAAACACACAUGGCUGAUGUUUUAGUACUAGGUAAAGUUUAGCCUCAUUGGAAAAAACCAUUAUGAAGUACACAGUAAUUUGAACAUAUAAUAUUUAAGUUGUACCGUUUUUGUUUUGUACCUGUAUUUGAUCCGUGUACUAAGCAUUUUAAUAAAGGGAAUGAAAUGCACAUUCA
Danio rerio (zebrafish) is the source of this 6171-nucleotide messenger RNA. The record is from RefSeq and is a predicted model, not a curated record. Lineage: Eukaryota; Metazoa; Chordata; Actinopteri; Cypriniformes; Danionidae.